AUGUUGGGUGAACCCCCCGAUAUUGCAGACGCACAUCCCUCCCCGGACGGCGGCGUGGCUGCCGGACAUGAGGGCGCGGCAGGGCUGCCAGGGUGCUCUGUGCACUGCGCGGUGGUGCCGGAGGCACGGCAUGAGGGGCUGCAGGAUCACGAGUUGGCUCUGUACCUGGCGUUGGAUGAAUUGGAUACGUGGGACCAGCGGCUCAGCGGAGACGAGGGGGCGGCACCGCUGGAGGUGGAAGUUGACGAGCAGCAGCAGCAGCAGCAGCAGCAGCAGGAACAGCAGCAGGAACAGCAGCAGGAACAGCAGCAGGAACAGCAGCAGGAACAGCAGCAGAAACAGCAGCAGGAACAGCAGCAGCAGCAGCAGCAGCAGCAGCAGCAGCAGCAGCAGCACGUGCUGGUGUCACCGGCAGAGCAGGAGGAAGGACAGCUUGCAGUGCCACAGGAGCAGCAUCACGAGUUCCUGCCAGCAGACGAGGGGGGUGCCACUAUCCAGCAAAACGGCGGCGUGAUCGAGGCGGUUGAGCCCUCGGAGCAGCGGCAAGAGGUGCAGGAGGGGUGGCUUGUCGUGGCGGGUGCAGCAGGGGACGACGAGCAGCGCGCCCUCGACAAGGGCACGUUCAACGCCGCCGCUGAUGCGGCCAGGCUGUAUGAGGACGCCGUCACCACGGCCGGUGUCCUGUACUGCUUGCAUUGCCUCUACCACACGCAGCACUGCGCACCCCCUGCUGCCGCAUACGUGCCGCUGCCCCUGCUUCGCCUUCUGUCCGCGCGCGCCAGCGGCUUGGUGGCCGCGGGCGCUGCUGACGCUGCCCUCGUGCUCCGCACGCUGCUGCGCGGCGCGGCGCUCGUCGCCGGCGCGGCGCGGCGCUCGCUGCCGCGGCUGGCGCUGCGGCGGGCAGAAGUGUCCCGCAUGUCAGGGCGCCACGGCGGCGAUGGGGAUGGCGGCGUGCCGAUGUGGGCGGUGUCACAGGAGGUGCAGCGCGAGGCCCUGUUCCACAUCAAGGCCGCUCUCAAGGGCCUGGCCAACUUCCGAAGGCUGCAGGCGCUCUGCGACGAUUACUCGGAGGCGAGGGCAGUGGUGUUUGGGCCCCUGGGUGCGUGUGCAGCCAUGAAGUUUCAACUGGACGGCUUGACGGUGUACUUCCCCUAUGAGUUCAUAUAUCCUGAGCAAUACAACUAUAUGGCGGAGCUGAAGGCGGCGCUUGACGCCCGGGGCCAUGUGCUGCUGGAGAUGCCCACGGGUACUGGCAAGACCAUCACCCUGCUGUCCCUCAUCACCAGCUACCAGCUGGCCCACCCAGAGGUGGGCAAGCUGGUGUACUGCACCCGCACAGUGCCUGAGAUGGAGAAGGUGCUGGCUGAGCUGAGGGAGCUCGUGGCCUACAGGAACAAGUACCUCGAGCCCAGCCCGCCCUCUAUCCUGGCGCUGGGCCUCAGCUCGCGCAAGAACCUCUGCAUACACCCCGUUGUGGCAGAGGAGGGCUCGCGCGAGAGCGUCGACGCCGGCUGCCGGCGGCUGACCGCAGCCUGGGCGCGGGAGCGGGCUGCGCGCGACUCCAGCAUCGAGCUAUGCGACUUUUUCGAGCAGCACCAGGCCGCUGGGCAGGAUGCGCUGCUGCCACCAGGCGUGUACACGCUGCACGACCUGCGGGCUUUCGGCCGCAAGAAGGGGUGGUGCCCCUACUUCCUGGCGCGCCACAUGAUGGCGUUCAGCAACGUCAUCGUCUACAACUACCAGUACAUGCUGGACCCCAAGGUCUCACAGAUGGUGUCGCGCGAGCUCGAGAAGGAGUGCAUCGUGGUGUUUGACGAGGCCCACAACAUCGACAACGUCUGCAUCGAGGCGCUGUCAGUGAACCUGAGGCAGCAGACGCUCAGGGCGGCGCGCGGCAACAUCACGAAGCUGGAGACCGCUGUGCGUGACGCCCAGCGUGCCAACAAGGCCAAGCUCGACGCCGAAUACCAGAGGCUGGUGCAGGGCCUUGUCACGUCGGGGCAGCUGCGUGGCGGCGAGGAGUGGCUGGCCAACCCGGCGCUGCCGGAGGACGUCGUGCGCGACAGCAUGCCGGGCAACAUCCGGCGCGCCGAGCACUUCCUGGGCUUCAUGCGGCGGUUCGUGGCGCACCUGGCUGACGUCAUGCGGACGCCCCACGUGACGAGUGAGGGGCCCGCGUCCUUUCUGGCCAAGGUGCAGGAGGCCGUGAGGGUGGACGCCAAGACUCUCAGGUUUUGCUACGACCGCCUGAGCAGCCUGCUGAAGACGCUAGAGGUCACAGACACCGACGAGCUGACACCCCUGCAGCUGGUGGCAGAUUUCGGGACGCUGCUGGGCACGUACCAACAGGGGUUCUCCAUCAUCAUGGAGCCCUAUGAUGAGCGCCUGCCACACAUACCCGACCCCGUGCUGCAGCUCAGCUGCCUGGAUGCGUCCCUGGCCAUGCGACCGGUGUUCUCCAAAUUUCAGAGCGUGGUCAUCACCAGCGGCACACUCAGCCCCAUGAACCUUUACCCCAAGAUUCUGGGGGUCACCCCGGUGUCGACUGUGGCCCUCAACAUGACGCUGGCACGCGACUGCGUCUGCCCUGUCGUCGUCACGCGCGGCGCUGACCAGACCCCCAUAUCAACGCGUUACGAGUCGCGCCUGGACCCCGCCAACGUCCGCAACUACGGCCGCCUGGUGGUGGACCUGGCCGGCUCCGUGCCUGACGGGCUAGUGGUCUUCUUUGUAUCGUACUCCUACAUGGAUUACGUCAUCAGCAAGUGGCACGACAUGGGAAUCCUGCGUGAGGUCAUGGCCCACAAACUGAUCUUCAUUGAGACACAGGAUGUGAUGGAGACGACCCUGGCCCUGGACAACUUCCGCAGGGCCUGCGACAGCGGCAGGGGCGCGGUCUUCUUCAGCGUCGCGCGCGGCAAGGUGGCGGAGGGCAUCGACUUUGACCGGCACUACGGCCGCGCCGUCGUCAUGAUCGGCGUGCCCUACCAGUACACGCUCUCCAGGGUGCUGCGUGCGCGGCUGGAGUACCUGCGGGCGACCUUCAACAUCCAGGAGUCUGAUUACCUGUCGUUCGACGCCCUGAGGCAGGCGGCGCAGUGCAUGGGCCGCGUCAUCCGCAGCAAGGCGGACUACGGUCUGAUGGUGCUGGCUGACAAGCGCUACCAGCGCGCCGACAAGCGCGACAAGCUGCCGCCCUGGAUCACGCAGCACCUGAAGGCGAGGCCCGGCACAACUGCACGGCUUGCCACCGUCCCUCCUCCCACCAAACCCCGCCUGCUUGUGGACGCGCACCUCAACCUGAGCACGGACAUGCUGCUGGUGGUCACGCGCGACUUCAUGCGCGCCAUGGCGCAGCCCUACGACCGCGGCCAGAUCGGCAAGAGCCUCUUCAGCCACGAGCAGGUGGAGGCGCUGGAGGAGGUGCGGCAGGGGAGGAAGCGCGCGGCGCAGGCGGCUGCGGAGCGGGAGCGGGCGGCGGCAGCGGCGGCGGCGGGGUUGGGCAAGGCGGCAGCGGGUGCAGGUGGGGUCGAGGCGAUGCAGCGCCGCGCGACCAUUGUUUCGGCGGGCGAGGAGAAGCGCGGCGUCCGAGGCCUGGAGGAUUUCGUGCUCGGCGGUCCCAAGCUGCGGAAAUGGUACGGGCAGGAGGACGAGGUCAGGAUCCGUGACGGCGGCGCAGCAGAGGGGCCCGCAGAGAGCGACGGCGCGGGCGAGGACGGCGGCCCGAAGGACGUAGUGCUUGUGACUGAUGGCGAGUCGAGCAUGGGGGAGCAGGUGGUGCUGCAGCUGAUCCUGGCCAGGGCCAAGGUGCGCAUGCUGGCCAACGAUGUGGCGGCGGCCAAGGCCGGCUACGGGCCCUACGUGGAGCCCAUCUCUGCUGACAUCAGCGGCGGCGGCGGCCUGGCCCGCGCUCUGCGCAACGUGCGCUGCGUGAUCGCGCUUGGGCGGCUGGGGAAGCUGCUGCCAGCGGCGCAGCAGGCGGGGGUUGAGCACAUUGUGCUUCUGUCCACGGCGGGCAUGCCGCAGCCUGGCGGCCUGGCGGCGCUGUUCGGCGGCGGCGGCGACGCAGGACUGCGGGAGGAGGCGCGAGAGCUGCAGCUGGCCGCCAGCGGCCUGCCACACGUGGUCGUCAAGACGGGCGCCAUCCGCGACGUCCCCGGCGGCAGCAGCGCCCUGGCGUUUUCAGGCGACGUGAGGAGCGGGGGCGGCGGGGCCGCCCAGGGCAUCAGCCGGGAGGACCUCGCGUGUGUCCUGGCGCGGGUGGCGCUGGACGUGCAGCUGCCGGCAGAGGGGGCGUCGACGGUGGUGGUCGCGGCGGCGGGGCCGGGGCGGCCGCCGGAGGACUGGGCGGCGGCGCUGCAGCCGCUUGUCGCGGCAUAA
Messenger RNA from Monoraphidium neglectum, 4380 nucleotides. RefSeq names its product DNA excision repair protein ERCC-2. The record is from RefSeq and is a predicted model, not a curated record. Gene Ontology annotation, molecular function: ATP binding; DNA helicase activity; hydrolase activity, acting on acid anhydrides, in phosphorus-containing anhydrides. Gene Ontology annotation, biological process: nucleotide-excision repair; positive regulation of mitotic recombination; transcription by RNA polymerase II. Gene Ontology annotation, cellular component: nucleus. Bases 1 to 4380 code for a protein of 1459 amino acids. NCBI's taxonomy places the organism in Eukaryota, Viridiplantae, Chlorophyta, Chlorophyceae, Sphaeropleales, Selenastraceae. The transcript is spliced from 25 exons.